[Torrubiella] hemipterigena is the source of this 2457-nucleotide messenger RNA. The record is from the annotation of a GenBank genome assembly. Lineage: Eukaryota; Fungi; Ascomycota; Sordariomycetes; Hypocreales; Clavicipitaceae.
CUUCUUCUUCUCACCAUUCACCUCACAUCUCCAUUCAUCCGCUCUACGUUGUUGAAUUGCGGUGAAUUAAUUGAGUCGAAUUAUACAGCGACAUACAUUUCACGUCUGAUUGCCUUGUAGCGCGCUGACUACUGCUGCUGCUGCUCAAAUCGACAGAACGUCUUAGCUUCAGUUCGGCUAUACGCUAGCGACCGCAUAUACCCCAUCUACCAAAAGAAAAGAGCAUGGCUCCCGAUCUACAAGACCAGGUUCUCCAGCAGAGUCUGCAGGAUCCUGAAAUCUUCUGGGGCCGCCAGGCAGACGAACUGCACUGGCACAAGAAGCCCGAGGCCACGCUGCGCAGAGGCACCAAGAAGCUCAAGAGCGGCGUGGAGCAUCCCACCUGGGAGUGGUUCCCGGGCGGCGAGAUCUCGACAUGCUACAAUUGUGUUGAUAGGCACGUGGAGGCUGGCAACGGCGACAAUGUGGCUAUUUACUAUGACAGCCCUGUCACGCAGACCAAGGAGAAGUAUACGUACAGACAGCUUCAGGAGCAGGUGGAGAUGCUGGCGGGAGCGCUGAGGCAGGAUGGCGUCAAGAAGGGCGAUGUGGUUAUGCUAUACAUGCCCAUGAUCCCGGCGGCCCUGAUUGGUAUUUUGGCUGUGAACCGACUGGGAGCCAUUCACUCGGUCGUCUUUGGCGGGUUUGCUUCGAAUGCUUUGGCACAGAGGAUUGACGCCUGCAAACCAGUCAUGUUGUUGACGGCCUCGUGCGGCAUUGAUGGCGCGAAACCGCCUAUUGCGUACCGGCCGCUUGUGGAGGAGGCGAUUAACUUGGCUGUGAAUAAGCCGAAGCGGACAAUUAUCUGGCAGCGUGAGCAGCUCCGAUGGGGCAAGACAAACCGCCUGGACCAGUCUUCGUGGCAGAAGUGGGUGCGAAGUGCGGCCGCCAGAGGCAUGAAGGCAGAGUGUGUUCCGGUCAAGAGCGACGAUCCCAUCUAUAUUAUUCAUACGUCUGGCACGACUGGUGCCCCGAAAGGUGUGCUUCGUGAUGCGGGCGGGCAUGCGGUUGGAUUAAGUCUGACGAUGGGAUACCUGUUCAACAUCCACGGCCCCGGAGAUGUGACAUUUACUGCGUCUGAUAUUGGCUGGGUGGUUGGCCACUCAUACAUCAUUUAUGCGCCCCUGCUGGUGGGUGCCUCGACGGUACUCUACGAAGGCAAACCCGUCGGCACACCCGAUGCUUCUGCAUUCUGGCGUGUGGUGGAAGAGUACAAAGUUAACACCAUGUUUACUGCACCGACUGCCCUGCGCGCCAUCAAGCGAGAUGAUCCCCAGAACAAGUUCUUCUCGGCGGCUGGCGAGCGCGGCGGCCUCAAGUCGCUCAAGGCACUGUUCCUGGCUGGUGAGCGGUCCGAGCCGACGCUUAUUUCCAUGUACCAGGGCCUCUUGGACAAGUACGGCGCAGCGGACGCCCAUGUUAUCGACAACUGGUGGUCAACCGAGGUUGGCUCGCCCAUGACGGGUCGAGCACUCACUCCUCAUGUUGCCCACCACCGGCGAAGCAAGGUCCGCAACCACGCACCGCCCGUCAUUAAACCCGGAAGCGCUGGCAAGCCGAUGCCCGGGUUUGACAUUCGCGUUGUGGACGAGCAGGGAACCGAGACUGCCCGUGGGUCCAUGGGCAACAUUGUACUUGGUCUGCCGCUUGCACCGACAGCCUUCCGUACACUCUGGGGCGACGAAGACCGCUUCUAUAAGAGCUAUCUGAAGCGGUUUGACGGCAAGUGGCUGGAUACAGGUGACGCCGGAUGGAUCGAUGAAGAUGGAUAUGUCCACGUUAUGAGUAGAAACGACGACGUGCUCAACGUGAGCGCGCACAGAUUAUCCAGCGGCGGCAUCGAGCAAGCCAUAUCCUCACACCCUCUUGUUGCCGAGUCUUGUAUCGUCGGCAUCCCAGACGAUAUCAAGGGCCAGCUCCCGUUUGCCUUUGUCACACUUUCAGUGGCAGACCACCCAACGUCGGCGGUUCCUUCGGCACAGCUUUCAGCCGAGAUCCAGAACCUUGUGCGGAAACAGGUCGGUGCUAUUGCGACGCUGGGCGGCAUCAUCCAGGGCAAAGGCAUGAUUCCCAAGACGCGCUCGGGCAAGACGCUGCGGCGAGUGCUGCGGGAGUUGGUGGAGAAUGGCGUGCAUGGCGAGUUUGACAAGGCGGUUGCGGUGCCGAGCACGGUGGAGGAUGCGGCGGUUGUUGAUGUUGCGCGUGCUAAAGUAAAGGAGUACUUUGAGCAGAGCGGUGGUAAGCACCGAGCCAUUGAAGCGCGGGCCAAGCUGUAAAUGGGCGUGGUUGGCGGUGGUUAUUUGUCUACUCUGUGUGUGUGUGUGUUGCGUUUUGGAUACCAAAUUGUUAAACAAGUACAGCGAGUUAUAUAUACAUGAUGUUUUCUAGUGUUCAAUCUAAUAGCAGGUUAAUAGCGUA